CUUCUUGCGGUGCAGUAGCGUUGGACAUUUGAGCAGCAGCGCGGAGGUUGUUUGCGUAAGGUGCGGAGCUUCUCUUCUUCGUGUGCUGCGUCACAAUCACGUUGAGAGGUUGAACUCAGCCACCAGCCACCAUAAAGGCGCACUAUCACCCCCUGCCGGAUGGAUGGGGGAACAGCAAAUGACUCUCAACACGCCGCAAAGUUUAACAGAUGUUCUGCAGCAGUGGGACUGUCUGGAAGAAGAGUAUCAGCAUGCUCAGGAGACACACAGGACGUACCUCCAAAAACUGGAUGAAAUUUCCAAACUGCAAAAGAGCUGCUCUUCCUCCAUUUGCCUUCAACGGAUACGACUCAAGGAGAUGCACUCCCUGGUGAAAAAGUGCAGCAAAGGACUGUCGGAGGAAGAUGCCCUUGAUGAAAUAAAAGAGAAAAUAAAGAUGCAAACCAAUGCUUUCUUUGAAAUGGAAGCCUUCCUCCCCAAGAAAAAUGGGCUGUACCUCAGUCUGGUUCUCGGAAAUGUGAACGUCACUCUGCUCAGCAAACAGUUAAAAUUUGCCUACAAAGACGAGUAUGAGACGUUCAAGCUGUACCUCACUGUUGUGCUGCUGCUGUUUUCCUUCACAUGCUUUUUCUUUGUGAGCUACAGAUUCCUUGAUGCUAUUCUCAACUUCCUGCUGGUGUGGUAUUACUGCACAUUAACAAUCAGGGAAAGUAUCCUCAUCACCAAUGGCUCCAGGUCAGUCCUAUGUAUAAUCCUGAAGUCAUUUGUACUUUUAAAAAAUGAUAUUGGAAAAUCAUGUUCUAUAUGUCACCUACAUUAUAGAAUCAAAGGCUGGUGGGUUUUCCAUCAUUACAUCUCAGCUUUUUUGUCUGGUGUAAUGCUGACAUGGCCAGAUGGCAACUUGUACAAGAUAUUCAGGAACCAGUUCCUGGCUUACUCCCUCUAUCAAAGUUUUGUUCAAUGUCUACAGUGUUAUUAUCAGAGUGGAUGUCUAUACAGACUCAGAGCCCUGGGAGAAAGACACAACAUGGACCUUACUGUAGAGGGAUUUCAGUCCUGGAUGUGGAAAGGGCUGACAUUUCUUUUGCCCUUCCUGUUUUUCGGUCACUUCUGGCAGCUCUUCAAUAGUCUCUCUCUCUUCAGAAUGGCUCAGCUCCCAGCCUGCAAAGAAUGGCAGGUCUUGGUGUGCAGCCUCUGCUUCUUUAUUCUGUUCAUGGGUAACUUCUUCACUACUCUUGCUGUGGUCUAUCAGAAGCUCAAAAGGAGGAAUCAGAAAACGAAGAUCCUGUGCUACAAACUGUAUUAGUGGCUAUUCAAGUCUUUUAGUCAAUCAAUGUAAUCAAGUCUGACUUCUGUAGAACUGAAAGUCAUAUGCCAUGAAAAUAUAGAUUAGUGUAUUAGAAAGCUCAGUAAGUUUUUUUGCGAUCAAUGUUUGAGACUUGCUUUCUGUAUACAUUGCCCUUUUAUCUAAUGAUAUUAUUAAUACAACUUUGUUUAUCACAUUUCUCAAGGUUAAUAUACUACUAUGUAUUUGUGUGUACUUUAAUUUGUUUUGUUGUGUCUGUUGAAUAAGGUAGAUAUACAUGACAUUAUUGUGUGUACGUAUUUUAUUUAGUGGUAGAAAGUAACCAAGUACAAAUACUUUGUGUCUGUAGAUCUUUAUAUUAUAUAGAUUUAUGACUGAAAUAGUGGGGACAACGUCGAUCAUCAACUGGCAUCUUGAAAGAAAACAAACACAGGUAAGCUCACGUUAACUGUAAGUAACACCAACGAAUCAAAAUUUGUCUUUUUAAGAUUAAUAUUUCAAGAAUGAGGUUUUAAUUCCACCUUAAAUUGCCGUUGUUAUGAGACCUCAGUGUGGACGUUUACGUCACAAAUCACUGCAGUCUCUUAUGUUUCUUAAUUGCAACCAAGAUCCCCUUUAAACCUUGAUUUUUAAAUACAUGCAAUGAUUUUUAUUUUUGUCACUGAUGGUGUAGCGGUACACUCGCCUGACUUUGGUGCAGGCAGCGUGGGUUCAGUUCCCACUCAGUGACGGUGUGAAUGUGGGUGCGAAUGGUUGUCCGUGUCUAUAUGUGCCCUGCGACUGACUGGCGACCAGUUCAGGGUGUAGUCCGCCUUUCGCCCGAAGUCAGCUGGGAUAGGCUCCAGCGUCCCGCGACCCUAACCAGGAUAAGCGGUGUUGAAAAUGGAAAUGAAAAUGGGAUUUUUAUUUUUAUUUUUUUGCAAGAAUUUAGUCACAAUUUUUUUUAAGAUUUUAGAUUUUUGCAUUUUGUGCUUUGAACGAGUUGCAGACACCAUGUUGUUG
Messenger RNA from Phycodurus eques (leafy seadragon), 2308 nucleotides. RefSeq names its product ion channel TACAN-like. NCBI's taxonomy places the organism in Eukaryota, Metazoa, Chordata, Actinopteri, Syngnathiformes, Syngnathidae. Gene Ontology annotation, cellular component: membrane. Gene Ontology annotation, biological process: fat cell differentiation. The transcript has 13 exons. The coding region runs from base 164 to 1306 and encodes 380 amino acids. The record is from RefSeq and is a predicted model, not a curated record.